AUGGCUAUGGCUUUUGCUCGUCGAUUUGCACUCACUCUCCUUGGUCUCCUUCUAGUGUUCAAGUUUGUCCAGGGCGGGCUGGACACGACCAUGGUUAACAAGAUUUGCAACGGCAACGUUUAUGGAAGCAGUGAUCCCUAUGCUAACAGCGUAUCGUAUGUCCUUGAGGAUCUAGCAACCGUGACAGCGAACCACCCUGGCUACGAUUACUACACCCAGUCUCCUUAUGUUGAAGCAACAGCUUAUGGCCAUGCUGUUUGCAGUGCAUCGCUCUCAUUUACUGAUUGUGGUACUUGCGUAAGCUCUGCGAAGAGUCAGAUACUCAGUAACUGCCCAAAUAGCAUCGGGGUUCAAAUUCAGCUUCAGGACUGUAGGAUGAGAUAUGAAAAUUACCCAUUCUCAGAGUAA
Molecule: messenger RNA, 408 nt
Organism: Eucalyptus grandis
Lineage: Eukaryota; Viridiplantae; Streptophyta; Magnoliopsida; Myrtales; Myrtaceae
Product: antifungal protein ginkbilobin-like protein
Exons: 1
Coding region: 1-408 (135 amino acids)
Cellular component (GO): plasmodesma
Source: RefSeq, a predicted model, not a curated record